AAACGCGGCAACACAGCAAAACCCUUUUCCUUCCACCACAUCCUCGAGCGCUAAGGUCCCCAAACCAUUCUUUUCAGCAAUACAACAGCAGUGACUGAUCAGCAAAGGAGAAUUAUAUCUAAUUACUCAGCUGCGAAGGGAUACGUGGAGUUCGACUGCCCUCCUUAUAAGACCUAAUUUGUUGGAAUUGUUUUGUUUUCUUGUGUUAAUAUGGCGGAUUCCGGUGGAAAUACAGAAUCUGGAGAGGUUUGCAACUUCUUCAGGAAGCCAAAGAAGAAUUUUAGGAAGCGUACUGCUGAAGAGGACGAUGAGGAAUCAAAUUCUGGGAGUGCGGUAUUACCAAGCCAAAGAAAAGCUGCCAAGCCUGAUGGCAAGUUGUUUUUCUCUAGUGGAUCCUCUAAAAGCUCUACGGCUGAUGAUGGGAAAGUAAUCCUCGAGUUUAAGUCUUCAAAAGAAAUACAAGUUGAGCAUGAUAGCAGAGCAACAGCAACUUUGGAGACAGAGACUGAUUUCUCUAGAGACGCCCGGGCAGUUCGCGAGAGAGUUCUUAAGCAGUCAGAGGAGGCCUUGAAGGGAAGCGGGAAAAGCACAGGCGAUGAAAAGUUGUAUAAAGGGAUCCAUGGGUACACGGACCACAAGGCAGGGUUCCGUAGAGAGCUAACGGUGGCCAGCGAGAAAGCAGGAGGUUCCCAUGGGCCUCUCAGGGCUUCUGCCCACAUCAGAGCUUCGACGCGAUUUGAUUAUCAGCCGGAUAUAUGUAAGGAUUACAAAGAGACUGGUUACUGUGGGUAUGGAGAUUCAUGCAAGUUUAUGCAUGAUCGAGGGGACUACAAGUCUGGCUGGCAGAUGGAAAGGGAGUGGGAUGAAGCGGAGAAAGUCAGGAAAAGAAAUUUAGCUUUGCGUGAGGCUGGCGAGGAAGUUGAUGGCGAUGAUGAGGAUGAGGAGGAGGAUGAUGACGAGUUACCCUUUGCAUGUUUCAUCUGCAGACAACCUUUUGUUGAUCCUGUUGUAACCAAGUGCAGCCACUACUUCUGCGAGCACUGUGCACUGAAGCAUCAUUCAAAGAACAAGAAGUGCUUUGUGUGCAACAAGCCAACUCUUGGCAUUUUCAAUACAGCUCAUGAGAUACGCAAGAGGAUUGCUGCGGAGGGGAAGUAACUGCUCUUUUUCCUUUUCCUGUAACUGAAGAAAAGUUCAGUUUUCACUUUUCACUGUAAAAGAUAAAUUUUCUAAUUGCACCAAAACAGUGGCAGACUAGAGAAGAUUUGAAUACUGUCAUUAGUUCAUGGCUCCAUGUACAUUGAUUGUGUGUUUCUGCAAUCGCUUUGAUGAUGAAAUUCAGAGGGUCAAAUAUCAGA
Argentina anserina (silverweed cinquefoil) is the source of this 1358-nucleotide messenger RNA. Its product is annotated as zinc finger CCCH domain-containing protein 1. The transcript is spliced from 4 exons. NCBI's taxonomy places the organism in Eukaryota, Viridiplantae, Streptophyta, Magnoliopsida, Rosales, Rosaceae. Gene Ontology annotation, biological process: snoRNA splicing. Gene Ontology annotation, molecular function: metal ion binding. The record is from RefSeq and is a predicted model, not a curated record. Gene Ontology annotation, cellular component: U2-type spliceosomal complex. Bases 211 to 1158 code for a protein of 315 amino acids.